Messenger RNA from Podospora anserina S mat+, 2010 nucleotides. RefSeq lists its product as uncharacterized. Gene Ontology annotation, biological process: transmembrane transport; amine transport. The record is from RefSeq and is a predicted model, not a curated record. The transcript is spliced from 6 exons. The annotation marks the transcript as partial. Lineage: Eukaryota; Fungi; Ascomycota; Sordariomycetes; Sordariales; Podosporaceae. Gene Ontology annotation, molecular function: amine transmembrane transporter activity.
CCCGUAGGCUGUGGCAGGUGCUGCGCCCUCACACACCCCGGGCUAUGGAGGUGCUGGAGUAUGAAAAGAAAACGGAAUACCUGUUCUAUUCCAUUUUGCUUCUCAGUUCACAAAACCUGUUCAUCCCUAAUUGGCCCUGUCAAUUUGCUGGGGCAUGCCUGCAGAAUGGUAAGGUUUGAGCUCACCGUCCAGAUAGGACGCUCUCGACAAUCUUCUCCGCACAGAGCAUCUUCCUCUCAGUCCAGAUCAAGAUCAAGAUCACGCACCCGCCAUAGUCGCCCCCAUUCUCCCGAAGACAGAAUCCCUCUAGUUGAACGUGUUCCCCCUCCUGCUCGUGAUGAUGACCCGGCCUCGAUAUCCCUGCCUCCUUCCCCGACAGACAAUACUCCCGAGAAAAACUCUUUACCUUUAGGUCCCCGAUCCUCCCAUCAACACCUUUCCACGUCCAAUAAUGAGUCUUUACCGAAUGGCCCGCCACCAGCAGACGAGCCGCCGGGCCUGAAUCCGAGUCCGAAGCAGGAUGGGUCUGGGUCUUACACCGAUUUCUCCCCUCUCCGUCGAAAGUUCAUCUUGUCUGCUAUAACGAUUGCUGGAUUCUUCGGGCCAUUGGCGGGAGGUAUAUAUCUUCCUGCCUUGCCGGUGCUGGAAAAAGAGUUCAAUGUUAGCCCAACCGCCAUCAAUGUGACGGUUUCAGUGUUCAUGAUGACUUUUGCGUUCGGUCCGCUAUUCUGGUCCACUUUUGCAGAUUGGAAGGGUCGCCGUCCAUUGUACUUGAUAAGCCUUGCCAUUUACAUCUUGGCGAACGUGCUUCUUGCUGUAGUACCAGCAAACUACGGAGCACUGGUGUUUUUGAGGGUCGUGCAGGCGUUUGGCAGUGCUAGUGUUGUUAGCAUGGGGGCAGGGACAGUUGCUGACGUGGGUAGAUAUAUUCGCCUUUCUCGUUGCCAACUUGCUAACGUCAGUCCAUCCCAGAUCACGGAGCCGAAGAAGCGAGCAUUCGCAAUGAGCAUUUUUCUCAUGGGCCCUCAAUGCGGUCCUGUCCUGGGUCCCGUGUUGGGUGGUGCAUUGGCAGAGGCGAACUGGAGAUGGAUUUUCGGAUUUCUUGCGAUUUCUAGCGGCAUACUUUGGCUUGUGAUUCUCUCUUCUCUCCCUGAGACUCUUCGCGCCCGCGUGGGCGGAGGCCGUAUCUACACAGAACGGCCCAUCUUCUUUUGGCCCCCUUCCAUGUCUUCACCUCUCGCGCCGAGGUGGGAAAGGGGUCCUCCACCGCCCAUCCCAACCCUCAAAGGGUAUUGGAACCUGUUCAUUUACCCUCCCAUCGGCAUCGUCAGCUUCAACACUGCUAUGCUUUACUCUACCUACUUCGCCAUUGCCGUACAACUUCCGACCGAGCUGAGUCAGCGAUACAAAUGGGGCCCAUCGGGAAUCGGCGCUGGCUUUCUGGCGGUAGGAAUUGCUAUGAUUGUGGGGAGUUUGCUUGGUGGUAGAGCCUCGGACUGGAGAAGGGCGAGGGCAGCAGAGCAACUGCCAGAGGACACCAAGAUUGAUCCAGAGUUUAGACUUGUGGACCAGAUCUGGGGCGUGUUGAUUUGUGUGUUGGGGACUCUGCUAUAUGGAUGGAUGGUGGAUGGUAGCAAACAUCCAGCAGCAGUUUUGUUUGCCACAUUUUUGACCGGAUUUGGGAUGAAUUGGGUCUUUGUCACCACUACAGCAUUCUUGACCGAAUGUGUUGCUCAACAGGCGGCAGGAGCGUUUGCGCUGGGAAAUUUGCUGAGAAACCCCUGGGCUGCCAUUGUGUCGGUGAUAACACCAACACUGGUGGCCAAGAUGGGGAGUGGAUGGUGCUUUACGGGGCUGGCGGUCUUGGAUCUGCUCCUGGUUGGAACUGCGGUUAUUGGUACGUGCAACUUGUUGAUUCUCAGACUAAAAUGCCCUGGCUGGCGUGCGGAUAGGGCGGCCAAGAUGCAGCUGGCUGGCAAGAAAGCCGGAGGUCCGGCGGCUGUUCCUUAA